GCGUGGAAAACUCGCCGGGAAUUUCCCAGCGCCCGAAAUAUCAAUUUGCUCUGGUGGCCCCGGGGCUGCGAAAUCGCUUCUCCCCGAGCACCCAAACCGGGCUGGGAUGGUUAUGGCACGUCCAGGGGGGAAUUCUCCUGCUGUUUUCUUGCUCCUGCUGGUCGCUGUUCCCAAUUCCCGGGGAUUGGAAUGCAGGGAACGCCAAUAUCCGUACCGGGAUAAAUGCUGCAGCGACUGUGCCCCGGGGGAGAGGAUGAGGAACCGCUGCACGGCCACGGCAGACACGGAGUGUAUCCCCUGCCAGGAUGAAUAUUUCAGCAGUGAGCACCACCACAGCUUCUGCAACAGCUGCACAGUCUGCAACACCAGGAGCGGGAGCGUGGAGGUGAAGAAGUGUGAGAAGACCUCGGACAGGGUGUGUUCACCGUGUCCUGAGGGGACUUUCUCCCCAGGAAGGAACGAGAAGUGUCAGCCUUGGACCAACUGCAGCAGCCUUGGGAAAAGCACCCUGAGAGCAGGGACAGAGGCCCAGGAUGCUGUUUGCAGCAGCCCCGUCCCCCUGCCAGAGGUCCCUGGGACUCCAAGCCCUGCCUGGAGUGUCCCGAGCCCUUCCCCCAGGGAGAACAGGGAGAACAGGAGCUCCACUGCUGGGAUCUCCUCCCCACCCAGACCUGGGGAAGGUCCCUCCAUCUGCCCGGAUCCCACCGAUCCCACCGAGACCAACUGGGGCACCUGA
This is a messenger RNA of Lepidothrix coronata (blue-crowned manakin), 736 nucleotides long. RefSeq names its product TNF receptor superfamily member 4 (gene TNFRSF4). The record is from RefSeq and is a predicted model, not a curated record. Gene Ontology annotation, molecular function: protein binding; tumor necrosis factor receptor activity. NCBI's taxonomy places the organism in Eukaryota, Metazoa, Chordata, Aves, Passeriformes, Pipridae. Bases 107 to 736 code for a protein of 209 amino acids. The transcript has 6 exons. Gene Ontology annotation, biological process: inflammatory response.